Messenger RNA from Momordica charantia (bitter melon), 1538 nucleotides. Its product is annotated as AAA-ATPase At3g50940-like. The record is from RefSeq and is a predicted model, not a curated record. Gene Ontology annotation, molecular function: ATP binding; ATP hydrolysis activity. Lineage: Eukaryota; Viridiplantae; Streptophyta; Magnoliopsida; Cucurbitales; Cucurbitaceae.
UAGAAAAAAGAAAUUCACGAGAAUGCCUUCGACAACCUCUGUUUUCUCAGCUUACACUAGCAUCGCCGCUUCAGCCAUGGUGGCUCGGGCAAUGAUCAGUGAAACCAACACAAUUCUCUGCCAAAUUAUCCCCCAAAAACUCCGUCAGGAAAUUUCCUUCAAAUUCAACGCCAUGUUCGGACCUCUCUCUUCUCACAUGACUCUCAUCAUCGACGAGAACAACGGAGUCGCCAUUAACGAGCUUUACAGAGCUUCCGAAACCUAUCUCACUACAAAAAUUCCCACAUCGCUGAAGCACCUCAAAGCCUCCAAAUCCCCGGGCGAGAACAAUUUAUCUUUCAAAAUCAACAAAGGCGAUAAUUUAACCGACGAAUUCGAAGGAAUUGAAGUCACAUGGGAGUUAAUUUCCACAGAAAAACAGAGCACGUAUUUCGAUUUCGACAGCUAUUCUCAAACAUCCGAAACAAUCGAAAAACGGCACUACCGAAUGAGCUUCCAUAAGAAACACAGGGAUUUGGUGAUGAACAUUUACCUUCCGUACAUUCUGAAGAGAGCAAAAGCCAUAGAGGAGGAAAACAGAGCGGUGAAAAUUCACGCCUUAAUGGGAGGCUAUGGGAAUGGGGAUUCGAUUGUUUUGCAGAGUACGUGCUGUUUUGAGAAAUUGGCUAUGGAUCCGAAGAAGAAGAAGGAUGUGAUGGAUGAUUUGGAGAGAUUUGUGAGGAGGAGGGAUUUUUAUCGGAGGAUUGGGAAGGCGUGGAAAAGAGGGUAUCUUCUGUACGGCCCACCGGGGACUGGGAAAUCGAGCUUGGUGGCGGCCAUGGCGGAUUAUCUGAAGUUCAAUAUAUAUGACUUGGAGCUUACGAGCGUGCAGAGCAACUCGGCGUUGAGGACGAUGCUGUUGUCUACUACUGAUCGGUCGAUUAUUGUGAUUGAAGAUAUUGAUUGUAGUGCUGAGCUUGAGGAUCGCAACAAUGGCGGAUAUGGGGGUGCCGGUGACACCAAGUUGACUUUGUCUGGAGUUCUAAACGCCAUUGAUGGGUUAUGGUCAAGCUGCGGGGACGCGAGGAUUAUAGUUUUCACGACGAAUCAUAGGGAGAAGCUGGACCCAGCGUUGUUAAGGCCGGGGCGAAUGGAUAUGCACAUCCACAUGACUUAUUUGACCCCGUCUGGAUUUCAGAUUCUUGCCUCAAACUAUUUGCAGAUCAAAAACCAUGAUCGAUUUAGAGAAAUCGAAGAGCUGAUAAUGGAGGUGGAGGUCACGCCGGCAGAAAUUGCAGAGGAGCUCAUGAAAAGCGACGAUGCUGACGUGGCCCUUGGAGCAGUCGUGGAAUUCAUCAACGGCAAGAAGAGGAAGAAGAUGGAGAAGGAAUUAUGUAAUUCUGAAUUGAUAAAAAACGACGAACAGAGCCUUCGAAAUAUUGAGGAAGAAGAUCAGAAUGUAAAAAAGAGAAACAAAAGAAGACGCACCAGAUGGGGGCGGAAAAAAUGAAGCAGCCUCCUCUUUUUACACCUACCAUUAAUUAGGGAGUUUCGUGGGU